CAUAUAAUUAAGCACAAAAUCAUAUCUAAUUUUUUUUUUUUUGCUAAUUAAGCACAAAAUCAUAUCUAAUUAAUAUUGUUAAGCAUGCAAGGUAUAUCCGUUGAGAGAUCACACUCAAGUGUUGAACAAAUUCAGCCCCCAACUUAUGGGAACUUAAUUACCAUUCUCAGCAUUGAUGGAGGUGGUAUUAGGGGCAUUAUUCCAGCUACCAUUCUUGAAUUCCUUGAAUCUCAAUUUCAGGAGUUAGAUGGUGAAGAUGCAAGACUCGCAGACUAUUUUGAUGUGAUAUCAGGAACAAGCACUGGAGGCCUUGUAACUGCUAUGUUAACUGCUCCAGAUCAAAAUAAUCGUCCACUUUUUGCUGCUAAAGAUAUCAAACCAUUUUACUUGGAACACUGUCCAAAAAUUUUCCCACAACCUAGGGGGCUAUGUAAAACAUUACUGGCAAAGGUAAUAAAAUCAUUGCUGAGAGGACCAAAGUAUGAUGGGAAAUACUUACAUAAAGUGGUUAGAGAGAAGCUUGGAGACAUUAGUUUAAAUGAGACAAUUACCAAUGUUGUCAUUCCCACUUUUGAUAUCAAGUCCUUGCAACCAACUAUAUUCUCAUCUUAUCAGAUUAAGAGUAGUCCUAGCUUGGAUGCUAAAUUAUCCGAUAUAUGCAUUAGCACAUCAGCUGCACCAACCUAUCUCCCUGCUCAUCACUUCACUACCAAAGAUGCAAAUGGAAAUCCACAUGAAUUCAAUCUCAUCGAUGGUGGUGUUUGUGCCAAUAAUCCGACAUUAGUUGCGAUGAAUCAAGUGACAAAGCAAAUUCUUGAUGAAAAUGUUGAUUUCUUUCCAAUCAAGGCUGCGGAAUAUCGUCGGUUUUUAAUAAUUUCAAUAGGAACUGGGACAGCCAAAAAUGAAGAAAAAUUCAAUGCAAAAAUGGCAGCAAAAUGGGGGCUUUUGGAUUGGUUUAUUCAUAGUGGCUCCACUCCUCUAAUUGAUGUUUUCUCUCAAUCAAGUGGUGAUAUGGCUGAUUUUCAUUUAGCUACUCUCACUCAAGCACUUCAUUUAGAACAUAAUUACCUUCGAAUUCAGGAUGACACAUUGACUGGAACUGAUGCUUCCGUUGACAUUUCCACCAAAAAGAAUUUGGAGAGGCUUAGUCAAAUUGGUGAAAAUUUAUUGAAGAAAUCAGUCUCUAGGAUUAAUUUAGAGAAUGGUAGGUUUGAGCCAAUCAAAAAUGGAGGAACAAAUGAAGAUGCACUCAAAAGGUUUGCCAAAAUACUUUCGCAAGAGAGAAGUCUUCGUGACGUGAGAUCCCCACACACUAAAAAGACCCAUCGCUAGUGCCUUUUCUUCAUCUUAUGUUUUGGUAAAGAAAAAAAAACAUUUAAUUCUAUUAAGUUCAUUGAUGAUUUCAGUUAUUGUUCAGAUCGAUUUGUUAUUAGUUGUUUCAAAAAUUAUUAAUAAAAUUUAGAAUACAUUUGAGAUUUAAGAUUUUUCAUAGAGGUCAAG
Molecule: messenger RNA, 1500 nt
Organism: Arachis duranensis
Lineage: Eukaryota; Viridiplantae; Streptophyta; Magnoliopsida; Fabales; Fabaceae
Product: patatin-like protein 2
Exons: 7
Coding region: 85-1332 (415 amino acids)
Biological process (GO): lipid metabolic process
Molecular function (GO): glycerophospholipase activity; monoacylglycerol lipase activity
Source: RefSeq, a predicted model, not a curated record